This is a messenger RNA of Triplophysa dalaica, 7087 nucleotides long. It is a transcript of the gene znf865, whose product is annotated as zinc finger protein 865. NCBI's taxonomy places the organism in Eukaryota, Metazoa, Chordata, Actinopteri, Cypriniformes, Nemacheilidae. The transcript has 3 exons. The record is from RefSeq and is a predicted model, not a curated record. Bases 1273 to 5823 code for a protein of 1516 amino acids.
AAGUUGUAUGACUGCCCGGAAACGACCACUGUGAGGCGAACAGAAGUACCCGAGGGAAGACGGGGGCACUAAAAAUUGACACGGGGCGGAAAAUAUUUGGCCGACCAUAAUCCGUUAAAAAAUACGCGCAAAACUGACCAGAAGGACAGUUUCUGUUUAAACCCUACGUUGAUAAUAAUACGGCGAGAGGCUGAACGUUAGCGAGCUCAGCCAGCGGAAAUCGGGGUUUGUUUAACGGAUCGAAAGCGAUGGAGAGGCCUCCGAGAGUGUUUUUCCACGGGAUGAGGAAAAAUGACCUGCUAACCUGAAAUCGGAAACCGCCUUUGUGCACAUCUACGCUUUCGGCGCCCUUUUCGCAUAAGUUAUUUUCACGCUUUGCUCUUCAACGGGACUUUCUCCGUUCACGUGCAGAGGGAUGUGAUUGAAAAGGGGAAUCCGGCUCUCCCCCUCCCUCAUCCCCCUGCAGUCAACAAAAUAAUACCGGAGAACAAUCGCAUUUCCUUCAAGCUCUGAAGGCCUCGGACUGGAAAGGUGCUGUCAACAAACAGGAGGAGGAGGAGGCGGAGGAGGAACUACUAGGUCAUAACACUGUGCUUGUGUUUGUGAUCUUCCAGCGGAGGUGUUAUAGAAGGAGGUUGGAUACACCCGGUGGACAAUCUGAAUUUUCACCUAUUCACUCCGUUGGUUGCUCAUCAUUCUUCUAAUUAGAUGAAGACUUUUCUAAGGACUCAAAAAUUGGGGUCUUUCCAUCAGCAUUUUUCAAAAAAAUACAUAAUAUAAAAAAAAUCAACUUUACUUCAAUUUGAAUGACCUGCGACACUAAAUGAUUUGGUUUUCAGUGGUAAAUAUUUUGUGAACAAAAAUUCAUAUCGUAUUGAUAGACAUGGUUUUAAUGUUUUAACUGUAGAUGUACUAGUUUUGAAAGACUAACGCAGGCAUCUGUUUAUUGCAUGAUAUUGUAAAUAAUUUUUGCUCUUUUUUUUGUUACUUAUUUAUAGAUAAUUAUUUAAUCCAAAACUUCCACAGUUUUACCACAUGUAGUGCCCCACUAUUAUAGCCAAAAUAUUUUUUUCUGGGAUGGAAUAUCACAACAUCAAAUAAGUAACUAUUUUAGAGACAUUUAUUUUAAAAACUUAAGCUGCUAGCAGAUUACUUCAAAGCUUUAUCUUGAUUAAUAUAGACCAUUUGGUAGAAUAAUUCACUUUGCUGCAAACUGCAAAGGAUUUAGGAACGAGAAAAUUCCUAGCAACAUCCCUCAACAUUCAGAGGGAGAUGUUUCAGUUUGGAAAGUACCCCAUGGACAUUUUAGAAAUGCUCAGUGGACACCAGGCUCACCAGUUCAAAGGACUGGGGCUGGAAAGACAACUGCAGCACCAACAAGUUCAACUUCAGCACCAUCAGCAGCUUCAACAGCAGCAGCAGCAACAGAGUGAGGCCUCUGGCAGCCUCUUGUCUGGGCUUGGUCUUGGUUCCCUUCAAGGGUCAAGAAGUAAUGCAUUUGCCGACUCCUCAUCACUCUUUGCCAAAAUGAGUGCACCCCCUCCACCUCUUCCGCAACAGACUCAGUCCUCAUCAUCACAGAGCACACGUAAAUCCAGCAAGAUGAACAGCAGCAGUGGGAGUGGCAGUUCUGCCUCUGGGUAUCCGCAGUUCCUACGUACCUUUCACCCAGCUGAGGCUGCUUUAGCCCAGGAACAGCUUCAUUCAGGAAUGGGGCGUUUCGAUUUUUCAGGAGGAAGUACUGGAGGAGGCUCUGGAGUAAUUGGAGGAGUUGUAACAUCUGCUCCACCGCCACCACCCUUGCAUCCUGGUCUGUCUGUUCCUCAGCCAUCUCCUGGACCAUCCUCUGCAUCACCUUCCUCAUCAAGUUCAACCACCACUUCAAAUAAUCCCCCCAGCAGUAGCAGUUCAGUGGCUGGAUUAGUUGGAGCCCAAUCUGAUGCAAGAAGUUUACACCAGCAGUUCAGUUGCAUGCUUGCUGCAAAUCAGUACCUUUUCUCUGGAGUGCCCACAAAUGCUAGUUUGGAACAGUUUCUAGUUCAGCAGGGACCCCACAAUCAUCUUGGUCUUACAGACUCCAAUUCAGGCCUUGCUCCCCCUCCCGCCCUUCAUCCUUCUCACACCCAUGGCCAUCCAGCUCCACAGCAACAGCAACAGCAGCUACCACCUCAUGCAUUGUCCCACCCACACAGCCAUGCCCAUCCACACCACCCUCUUCAUCCUGCCCCCCAACCAUCACCUCUCGGUGGUUUUGAUUUUCAAGGUAUUCCUGUUCUUUCCUCUAAUCAGCUAGCAUCACUAAUGCAACAAGAACCAGGCCUCCCUUUGCCACUCCCACUCCAUCUCUCUGUACCAAAGGAUGAUGGGAAGGGAGAUAACGGAUCUGGGGCUGGAGGAAUAGGAGGUAGUGGCAGCAGGAGAAAGAAAGCCAUGGCUGGCUACCUGCCCCAGAGGAAGACAGAUGGUAGCGGUAGCAGCACUACUAGCAGUGCUAACUGCCACGGCAGCUCUGGGGCACAUGGUCAUGAUGGGUCCUCUGGUCUUGUGGGAGGAGGUGGAGGGGUUGGUAUGAGGGGUCUUAGUGGUGACCCCUCCUCCAUCCUCUCCUCGUCAGCACCAUCCUCCACUUCUUCAACUGUCUCCUCCUCUUCUUCCUCUGCCCCAUCAUCAAACUCUGCAUCUGUGCUGGUAACAAAUAUCUCUCAGAACACCAAACCAGAAAACCAGCAAUCAAUGACUCCAAAUAUCACACAGCCUGAGCAAGAGCCAAUCUAUCAUUGUGGAGAGUGCGGCAAGUCUUUUUCUCAUCUUCCAAGUCUUCGUCGACACAUACGCUGCCAUGAAGAUGGUGGUAAUCGUCCCAACAGUAGUUCCAACUCAAAUCUUCAACAUCCUUCAGAUCUCCCCCACUCAACACAGGAUGGCAUUUCUCAAGACGCUCACCACCAGCAUGAGCAGAAUCCAGACCGAUUGUCUUCCGCUUGCUCAAGUCCAGAAAAGUCUUACUGUUGUAAUGAAUGUGGAAAGGGGUUCAAGAAAAGAGGUCACCUCCUCCAGCAUGGUGUUAUCCACUCUGGAGAUCGUCCAUAUGCCUGCUCUGUCUGUGAGCGUUCAUUCAACCGCCGAGAGUCACUCACCCGGCAUGAAAAAAUUCACGAAGAGAAACCCUACCGGUGUCCAGCGUGUGGCCGUUGCUUCAGAGAGAGCACUUCCUUGCUCAACCAUGCCGCCUCUGGAAACUGUGGCAAGCCAGGGAGGAGAUCCAGAAGCAGCGAUGGUAGCUCAAUAAGUUCAGUAGACAGCAAAGUUGAAAAUGAUUUCCAAGGUGGACAAAUGAGUGAUGCAAAAGAACUGGUGUUUUGCAAAAAUGAGGAUAGCACAGCUGGGAUGUCCUGUGACAGUAUGUAUGCACAGGGAAGAAGCAGCAGCCAAAAUCCGGUGGGCAAAACUGAAGAGAAAUAUAAUCCUGACUAUUCAAGAGAUCCUUUUCAAACAUCAUACAGAGUUGAUGACUACCGUCGCCAACAGGGUAACCCGUCAUCCUACUCUGGAGACUCAUGUAGCAACAGCAUGUCAAGUCCAGCUCUCAGAAAAGCUCCAUUAGCUCCAACACUUCAUCCACAUCCUCAAAAUCAGCACCAUCACCAACAGCAGUCUCAUCUUCCUCUCUCUUCUCUUUUGGAUGACUCUGAAGAUGAAGUCACAAGUAGUGCCAUGUCUGCAAUUGCUGCAGCUGCUGCCGCCUCUGUCUUGCCUGCUGAGAUGAACAAUACUGGUGGACGAGAAGAACGGAGGGACAUCAUCGGAGGUCUGUUAGGAGGGCUUGGCUUCGGGUCAAUGGGCCCCUCUUCAUCCACAUCUGCAGGUAAUGGUGGAAAUGAAGAAUGCCUCAGUGGAUCUAUGAUACCCUUAUCUCACCCAAACCAACAACAACAACAACAACAGCAGCAGCAAGCUCCUAACUCACAAAAUGCCAAUCCUAAUGCCAAACCCAAGCGGCCACGCAAGCCCAGACAGAAAAGAGAGCCUAGACCUGGUGGGACUCCAGGAGAAGGAAUUAAACGUCGGAGAAGCAAUCCGGGCGGGGCUGCUGGAGAUGGUUCAGAAAGGCCUUAUUUGUGCACUGUUUGUGGACGGGGCUUUAGCAGACGUGAAACUCUACGUCGCCAUGAACGCGUGCACACAGGGGAGAAACCUUUUCAUUGUGACAUCUGUGGAAAAGACUUUAGAGAACCUUUUCACCUCACCAAACAUCAUACUGUUCACUCGGGGGAGAAGAACUACAAAUGUUCUCUCUGCGGAAAAGAUUUUGGAUAUGCACAGAGUCUAAAAAGGCACGAAAAGCUGCAUCUAAGAGGUGAUUUUAAGCCAAGGCGAAGUAAAACCAAAUCUGCUGCAAAUCAAGCCACUGCUAAUCAAGAUCAACCUAAUCAAACCAAUCAAUCCAACCCAGGCGCUUAUUACUCUUAUUCUCAGGAUAGUAAAGUUCAAGGAUCUAAUGCUAGCACAAGUAACCAACCUCCUCCUAAGCUGUACACAUGUGAGAUCUGUUGGAAAUCUUUCCGCCAUCACUUCCACCUGACCGCCCAUCACCAAGCCAUUCACGAACAUGGUGGGGAGAAACUCUUUUCAUGUGAAGUGUGCGGUAAGGCUUUCUCUUACUCCAACAGCCUGACAAGACAUCGAUUAUCACAACAUGGAUUGCCUCGCACGGGGCCAACAACACAACCAACAGGAAGUGAAUCUAUUGGAACCGCCCCAUCUGUUUCAGAAAGUGAGGCUGCAACCAAUGCUCUCCUUCAUAUAACACCUGAAAGUGGAGGUCAUGGAGGGCAACAGCCCCAUUCAACAAUCGCUCACACACAGCAUCCCCAGACUGGUGGUUAUUCCCCUCUUUUCUACACUCCUGAGUCAGGACAUCACAGUUCAAAUGUAUCCUCACACCCCCAACAUCUGCACUACUCCAACCCCAAUAUGGGUCCCCUCCAGCUUCAGCAACCAUUAAGCGUGAAGGGGCAGCUUAUUUAUUCAGGGGUUCCAGGUAACUCCCUUCAUUCCACUCCACCUCACAUCCACAUCUCCCCACCCCACCACACUCAGCAGCACCAUCAGCAACAGCACCCCUUCUCAAUGCAGUCGCAACAUUUACAACAAAGCCCUCAGACCCAAGAGGAUGCCACCCAGCAAAAGAAAAAAAAAAAGAAGAGAAAAUAUCAGCCGACUGGUGCUUUACCGUCGAUGAGCGCAUUCAGUGCUUACGAAAUUGCCAGGAGGCAAAUAUACCUAAAGAAAAGAAAAUGCAGGCUCCAGCAGCAGCGAAAAAGGAAGAAGUGGAUUGCUCAGCUGAAGUGGGCCAAGUUUACUGGAGGAGGACUUGGAAUAAGUGUCACUGGAGGCACGUGGCGUGUGGGGCGGUUGAGGUUUAGAGGCCUGAGGUCUCUCAUUGUCCCAUUGAGGUCACACUCCUGUCCUAUCUGUCCCUUCACCACUUUUACAAGCCGCAUAUCUCUUUCAGUUCACCGUGCAUCCAGGCACCCUGCAAGAAAACACGGCCGACAUGCCCGUCUGCACUGCAUAGUCUGUGGAAAGCGUUCACGAAGGCUACUGUCAGCUCUGCGUCAUCGGGCCUACCACCUUUCUCAAGGUGCUUUCUCUUGCUCUAGGUGCCCCUCGCGCUUUUGGAAUUACACUCACCUGCAGCGCCACAAAUUUGCUUGUCGACGUGUCCGUAGAGGAUGCAAAAUCUCAAUAAAGGGGACAAACAUUGAGAGGGCCGAGGACCAGAUGGAAAGAUCGACAGUUGUGUCAGGCUACAGGCACUAAGUAAAAUUGACAUCUGUAAGAAUAAAAGGCCUUAAAAUCAUAUUUGGAGGCAAGGAUAACAUGAAAGUAGGCAUAAAAGCACCACACAAUCAACUCCUUGAUCGUGUGGUCAGACUUUAACCAUGGGAGUGCCUCUUAAAAAAAAAGACUCAGCCGACAUGAAAUAAGCCUGGACCUAAAGAACCAUCCAUUGUAGACAUGGAUCUCUAACACGGUUUCUCCAAAGGGGAAGAAUAUUCUAGAUCGUUUUUUUUUGGUAGCACCUUUGUUGUAAUGGUAGCAUCUUUAUCCUCUAAAAAUACAUUCAUUAUGUAUUUUCUUAACUUUAUUUGUGCUGCAAUGAUGGAUGCAUACCAGUGAAAGUUAACUAAUCUGAACAGUAACAAUCUAUUCUUUAAACUAGUUCCCCCUCCAAUAUUCAGAUUUUAACGGUAUCGCUUUUGUUUGUUUACUCUCAGAAAUACGUAGCUUUUUGUUCUUUGUGGUGUUUUUAUUUUAUUUUUUUUACCCCGGUUUUGCUGUCUUCAUGUUGAAAUGCAAAUGUUUGACCUGAAACUUAAAGUUGCUGGUUGAGAAGCAGAUAAAGUACAUAGCGUGUGUAUUCUCUUUGAACAACUGUCGUUAGGACACUUAUUGUUCAAUUUAACUGUGUCUCAGAGAUAAACACCAGGACUCGCUGCAGUGAAACUGUCAAAAUGUGCAAAAUGUUCUGCAGAGCUGAUGCAGAGGGGACAGAAUGGUGUUGUUAAUGCCAUGUUCCUGUGUUUUGUGUCACCUGUUUUUCGAGAAAUAUGUAAUGAACCUUUACAGGUCUUUCUAUGGCAAGUGUUAAUGUCUUUGAUUGCGAGAUUGGCUCGAGGGACUGAGGUAUAGCCAGUCUGUACUGUACAAUGCGUAUUAUAUUUUAUUAUGUAACAGUUGUGUUCUUUCUUUUUAUUAUUAUUCAAAGUAUAAGUUCUUUUUUUUAAUCAUUUUUACUAUUUUAGGGGUGGGUGGGUGUGUGGCAGGGUCUGUAAGCAUAAGAUGUGGGGAAUAUAUGUAUCAGUGUGAUUUUUAUUCCCUGCCCCUGUAACCCAAACCACAGUUUAGCCCGGCUUUCCCAACACUAUUGUAUUCAUUCUCAAAAUGUUACUUAGCUCUACUGUUCCAAUGUUUUCCUCUCAGUAAACUAAAAUAUAAAUACUAAACAACUGUUUUCUUUUUCUGAGCUAACAGAGAUGUUGAGUCCCUCAGAAAACAAAUAAAACCAUGUCAAAAAAUGUCA